AUGGUGUCUUCUUAUCUCGGGUUGCUGCUCCGGUGCAGCAGAUCGGGUAGUAGCAAAACAGGAGGCGCGGCAAUGGCAGACGCGGUGACUGGCUCGGGUGCCGCGGAAGGGUGCUCGUGCUGGUCGAGGGGCAACGGCGUCAGGCGUCGUGGAUCGGCAAGGCAGAGCGGCGAGCGUAAAGGAGCGAAUCCGCUGGGGAAGAAGAACAGUGAGAAACUCAACGGCAACCAGAAUGCAUUCGCUUGUCCCAUAUGUUUUGAGCCGCUAACGUUCACUGGCGAUCCAGUGUUGUCUGUGAAUUCUGCGUCCGGGUCUACUUUGCAGUGUUGCACCUGUAAGAAGGCCUAUGUGGGCAAUGAAACUCAUUUUGAUCUUACAACAACCGGUGGAACCAAGGAAUAUGGUGAACCCGUGCCCUUUGCUAGCGAGCUUUUCAGGACUCCAUUGGUAUCGUAUCUGUACGAGAGGGGAUGGCGUCAAUAUUUUGGAAGUUUGGCUGGUUCUCGGGGUCCAGAGAAAGAGUUUGAAUUGAUUAUGGGAUUCCUCAAGCCAGUAUUGGGAGGAAACAUUGUCGAUGCAAGUUGCGGGAGCGGUCUGUUUUCAAGACUAUUUGCCAAGAGUGGACUGUUCUCUCGCGUUAUUGCUCUGGACUACUCCGAAAAUAUGUUGAAGCAGUGUUAUGAGUUCAUUCAGCAGGAGGAGAAUUUUCCAGAAGAGAACUUUGCAUUGGUCAGAGCCGACAUCUCUAGACUUCCUUUUGCUUCGAGUUCUAUUGAUGCUGUGCAUGCUGGUGCUGCUUUACAUUGUUGGCCUUCGCCAUCAACGGCAAUUGCUGAAAUCAGUCGAGUUUUACGGCCAGGCGGAGUUUUCGUCGCGACUACAUUCUUGCUUGAUGGUCCUUUUGCAUUGUUUCCUCUUCUGAGGCCUUUAUGCCAGAUUUCAACUCAACUAACUGGCAGCCACAUAUUCCUAUCUGAAGGCGAGCUAGAAGGUCUUUGCAGAACCUGUGGGCUGAUCGGCGUUAAAUUUGUGAGGAACGAGCGAUUCGUCAUGAUCUCCGCUUCCAAACCCAGCUGAGAUUCCGGAUGCAGGUUCAUCGGUUACUUUGAAUAAAUGGAGCAAACA
Molecule: messenger RNA, 1125 nt
Organism: Eucalyptus grandis
Lineage: Eukaryota; Viridiplantae; Streptophyta; Magnoliopsida; Myrtales; Myrtaceae
Exons: 8
Coding region: 1-1077 (358 amino acids)
Molecular function (GO): S-adenosylmethionine-dependent methyltransferase activity
Source: RefSeq, a predicted model, not a curated record